Molecule: messenger RNA, 1575 nt
Organism: Eriocheir sinensis (Chinese mitten crab)
Lineage: Eukaryota; Metazoa; Arthropoda; Malacostraca; Decapoda; Varunidae
Gene: Atg14
Product: beclin 1-associated autophagy-related key regulator-like
Exons: 9
Coding region: 31-1539 (502 amino acids)
Biological process (GO): cellular response to starvation; autophagosome assembly; mitophagy
Cellular component (GO): phosphatidylinositol 3-kinase complex, class III; extrinsic component of omegasome membrane; mitochondria-associated endoplasmic reticulum membrane contact site
Source: RefSeq, a predicted model, not a curated record
GGCCACAAGAAGAGGAGGAGGAGGAUCAUCAUGGCCACGGACUGUUCCUCGCCCCAAGGCCUUCGGAGGAGUCCCACGGGGCUCGAACGGUGUCCCCUGUGCAACCAGAGGAGCCAGAACUACUACUGCAAGGAAUGCGUCAGGAAUGGCACCUUCUACCACUCCAGGAUGCGGCUGCCGGAGAGGUACGCGGACAAGCGCCUUCGGUACCUACGCCUUCGAAGGGAGACGGAGGCGCUGCAGGUGGAGGUGGAGAACGCUCACGACCACAAGACCCGACACCUCCUGCUGAGAGAGAAAACAGCUGAGGUGAGAGACAGAGUGAGACUUCUCCAGCUCGUCCUUCAAGAGUCUAAGGAGAACUUGGUCAAAGUGAGGACGGAGACGCUGGAGGUGGCCAAGGAAAACAAGGACCGCCGCGCUCACCUUCCAGUUUUUCAGGACAGACUCAAAAGACUUCUCGGAAUCAUCUCUCAGUACCAGAAGAAGAUUGCCGAGAAGUCCGAUAUUUUGAGUCUGAACGAGCGGAGAUUGAAGUGUCUUGCGAGGUGGAGCAUUCAGGAGGCACACCGCUACAUCUUCCCCAUCACGGAGAUCAAGCCGCCGGAGAGCAGCGAGAGUGACACCAGCAGCACAGCCUGGGCGUUGGCCGAGGCUCUUCAGACGACCUAUGUCCGAGGGCGCUGGAUAUAUACGGAUGCCUCCCACGAAACGCAGUACAGGGUGGUCGAGCCUCUGCUGCCUGGCUCGGGUGACUACAGCGCCUAUAACAUGGCUGUCCUGACCAGUGGCGGCGGCGUUGGUGGCAGCAGUGGUGGAGGCAGUGGCGGGGGAGGCGAGGAUGGCGGGGCGGCGGCCAAGGAGGAGAGGGGGGGAGGGUACAACAUAUGUGCCGGCCUGACCUACCUGGCACAGCUUGUUAGUGUGUUGGCAUUCUACCUGGACAUGACCCUGCCCAAGAAACUCUGCUACAGUGACUUCUGCAAGAGUGAGCUCAGCGAGCAGCAGUUUGCCCGGCGCGUGGCACACCUCAACGCCAACGCCCUGUACCUGUGCCUGUCCCAGGGGGUGCCGCCCUCCCUCCUGCGGCCCUCGCACACCGUGGCCAACGUGCUGGCACUCCUGGACUCCACCGUGGCGGACCUUGGCAGGCAAGGCAGCUUUGAGAUUCCCUCCGUCCUGGUGGAGAGCCUGGAGGAGGAAAUGGAGGGAAUGGAGGAAGGAGGAGGAUGGUCGGACACGGAGGACGAGGAGGACACGGACACACUGUCGGCCGAGUGGGAAACGGUCCCUCAUCUCCCCCCACUGGACAGCACCACCACCCACCCCCUCCUCCUUCCCCCCUCCCAGCCCCCCACCCACCAGGCCCCCUCCACCUUCGCCUCCACCACCGCCACCUUCUACUCGCAGGCGAUGGGGGGGCUCGGGGGGGGCGCUGGGGGGGCGGCUGGGGGUGGUGGCGCGGGGGGGUUGGUCACCUCUGCGGCGGCCUCGGUCAUGUCGCUUUUUAGGGGCCUGGGCGGAGGUCAUCAUAAGUGAGAGAGAGAGAGAGAGAGAGAGAGAGAGAGAGGGGGG